CGUUCUUGUGAAUUCCAUGAAAAAGUUGGUUGAAAGACACAGAGCAAUAAAGCUAAAGCUGAUGGAAUGGGAAGAUGUGGUACGUGUUUUCAAGCGGCUGAAUAAUGUUUUCGAAAAGUAUGAAAAGUUGCCCUCGUUUAUUCUGAAACCAAAACAAGUUCAAUGUUUCGAGUAUUUAGGAGAAGGACACCACGUUAUAGCUGUUUUGCCUACUGGGUUUGGUAAAUCGUUAAUUUAUCAACUUUUACCCGACUUUGUUCCAGAACGAAAGGCAGGCAAUAUUGUACUUGUUGUCUCUCCUUUAACAUCAAUUAUUCAAGAUCAGUUAGUAAAUUUAAGUAAAGUAGGCAUUGAAUGUGGUUUCUUACAACUCGAAGACCAAGCUAAUAGCCAGAGAUACGAACCCUUGUUUGAGGAAGAUUUGAAUGAUGCAUCAAAUUCUGUUUUUAAAAUUUCAAAAAGCAUUGUUGCAGGCAAAUGUAAAAUUUUAUUUGCACAUCCAGAGUCACUGUUAUCAGAUCAGGGAAGGAAGAUAUUACGAUCAAAAAUUUAUGAGGAAAAUGUUGUGGCUUGUGUGAUAGACGAGGCGCAUUGUGUGGAAUUAUGGGGUGAAGAAUUUCGUACAGAAUUUCAAAACUUAUCAGUUUUACAAGCAUUCUUCCCUCACAGUAUCAUUUUAGCUUUGACUGCAACUGCUUCACCAACGAAAUUACGUAAUUUAAAAAAAGCUUUGAAAAUAGAAAAUUGCAAAGUGGUUACUGCAAAUCCAAAUCGUAAAAGCAUUUUUUUAAAAAAAGAAAUAAGAAUGAGUAAUUGCAAAGGUUUAGCAGGAUAUGAGGAUAUAUUACUACCUAUCGCAACAGAGUUAAAGCACAAAAAACAAAACUGCCCUAUGACACUUAUUUAUUUAAAGUUAAAAUAUUGUGGCUAUGCAUACAGAUUGUUUGAAAGAAUUUUGGGUGAGGAUCAAUAUGUUGAUCAUAAAAAACAUCCAUCUUCUCGACUUUUUAAUCAGUAUCACUCACCACAAACAAAGUUGAUGAAAACAACUAUUUUAGAAGAAAUAAAACGUGAAAACUCUAGAAUAAGAAUAAUUUUUGCCACUACAGCACUUGGUAUGGGUGUCAACACACCAUUUGUCAUAAAGAUUAUACAUAUUUCUCCCCCGUCCAACAUUGAAUCGUACAUUCAAGAAAUUGGACGGGCAGCCCAACGUGGUCAACCAGCAGAAGCAAUAUUGUAUUACAAUAAUUCAGACAUUUCAACAAAUAAAAAAAAUGUUGACCAGCAUAUGAAAGAAUUUUGUGACUUGACAACUUGUUUAAGAAGUUUUUUACAAAAUUAUUUUGGCUUCAAACACACAAAACAAGAAUUGUGUUGUUGCAACUGUGAAUUUCUAUCCUUGGAAAGUAGAAAAGCAAAAGAAGAACACCCUUUUUUGACAAAAGUUUUCUGCCUGACUUGGAAUUAUUGAUCAAUAAAUUAACAAGAGCUGAUCCAUUGUUUGCUGAUAUAUGCACUGCUAACACAUAUGCUAAAAUAAUAGAUAAUAUUGAUAAAAUAACAUCCGAAAAAGAUCUUCUUAGCUAUGGUAUAUUUGAUGAAGACAUAGCUCUGAAAAUAUAUGAACUUAUUCAACAGCAUCCUAUAUAGUUAAAACCAAAUAUUACAUAUUUACAUUAUAUAUACAUAAAUAAACACAUAUAUAUAAAAGCUUUUGAAAAUUUGACAGAAAAUAUUACCUAAUCAUUCAUUAUAUAUUUUUAAAUUGCUAGUUGUGAUUUAUGUUUUUCAAGCCAUGCAUGAUGUUCAACCACGUUUAAAUAUCUCAAUGGAGAUCUUUUUACAUUUUGGAAUGAAUAGUGAAACCGUCCUGUAAUAUGAUCGAAAGGUUUUAUUGCUAACAGAUCUUCAACCAUUUCCUUCUCGUCACUCAACAAAUCUCAAGUUGUAUGUUGUGUUGAAACAUUGUGGAAUCCUAACAGAUGAUCAUAAUUUUCAACAAUCUGCUUUAUACCAUUGACAGCUUUGCAUACCUUACUGAUUGAUUCUAGGGUUUUAUUUGGACCCAUCCUUUGUACAAUGUUUUUACUCAAUUUGUUGCUGAUCUCUUGUGCCAAAUCCUCUUCCAUAUUACAGCCAGCUCCUCCCCUCCAAUUAACAAAGAAGCCCCAUUUAAAUUGUUCUGAUAGUCUAGGUGGAAGCAUUGCUUCAAUUUGGGCUAUACUGACAAACAUCUCUAUGACAUAUUUGCUAUAUGAUCCCAGUGAUCUAAAAACGGAAAGGAGAAUUUUUUGAUUUAUUAAAUUUCUUCCUCCAUCACCUUCUUUUGCUGCAUCUUUUAAUUGGAGAACCAAGACUGUCAAAAAUGAAAUACAAAGAGAAUAGUUUUUCAAAUAGUCCUCAUCAUCUGGAAUAUUUUGAUGUUUUUGUAAUAUGUAUUCCUGAAUAAAAAGUUGAGUAACUUGUGUGAAAUACCCUUCUUUUUUAUCAUUACUUGCAUGUGAAAUAUUUUUUGGAAAUUCAUGCUUUGUAGGUUUAUCUGUCAUGGUUUUCAUGCCAAAAAACUUCAUUGCUGCAACGACUAUGUAUGACGUGCCGACACUUAAAAAUAACUCCUCACUGCUUUCGUAUGAAUUCAAUACUUUAGCAGGGGUUGCAUCUUUUCGAUUAUAUUUCUCCUUGAAAAAUUUUAAUGUUCCCCGUUCAUUUGUCGAUUCAUUUGAAAAUAAAACACCAUAACAAUAUUGGAGCAAUGAAGCCUUUGUAUGCCACAUUACUGGUUUAAAUGGGCCACAGUGCUCUAAUCGAUCAGUCGGUGUGUGUGCACCAGAUAUCAAAUCUUUGGCUCCGGCAAAACGGACACGAGUUAGCUGAUCUCCAGAGAAGGGAAUCUUCAUAUCCCUCAUUGGAUCAUUCUCUGUAUGAACGACAUGACCAUAGGUUUGUCCAGGCAUUGCAGGACCUUCUGGAAUGUGGAUUGUAUCAUCCACAUCAGGCUUAUCUUGAAGCAAACCUGCUUUAUGAUAUAUUUCAGCUAUCCAACAUUCAAAUGUCCUCAGGGCAACAACACAAUCUUGAUAGUUAUUUUUAUUAGCAUUGAUGAUUGGCAUGCUAAUAAUUUUUGAUUUUUUCUUCAUUUCUUCACUGUAUUCAUGAUUAAUAUGUUCUGGUAACACUUUCUUGAAAAAUUUAAAUUGUGUAAAAAAAUCUGCCAUUAUCCUUCCAACGAUUAUUGCCGAUGUUUUUGUAUAUUCUUCCCAUUCUUCUCUACUUGGAAUGAACCUACAACGGGAAAUUGUUCUUAAAUUUUCCUUGGGGUGGUCAUUAGGGAGGUGGUUGAAUGUGAUUCUGUUUUCUAUAAGAUUUGAAGCAAGAAGAUGAAGGUCUUCAUUGUUGAUUGAUUUUCUCAAAUUAACUAAAACUUUCAAAUCCCAGUUGUCAGUCGUUCCACGUAGCGUAAAACCACUUUUGACAAUCUGUACUGCACUUGACAUAAAAUUACCUCCAAUUAAUUUCAACAACGUAUCCCUUGAUGAAGGAGAUAAACAAUAGCCAACUUUGUUGAGUCUUUUUUGUAACUAAAACAAAUUUGCAAUAAAAAUAUAGAAUAUAAAGCAUAAUAAUUUUAUUAAACAACUAUUUAACAAUUUUUAUAACUAACCAACGGAUGUUUAUUUGAGAGGAAGUUAACCAUGGUGUGAAAUUUUUUUGUAUUGUUUGUCACAUUUUUUAACUGAUUUUUAAGAUUUGUACGACUUAUGUUAUUUAAUCAAUAAACAUGUAUUUUUUACCUGUUUGCUGCAGCCACCUUCAAUAACAAGUACUGUAUUUAUUCUUUGCAUUAAGGACAAUUCAUGCCAUCUGUGCUGCAUUAAAAUUGAGUAAAUAAAACACAAUUUUAUCUGUAGAUCAUGCUCAAUAUGUUUUCUGCCUGCUACAGCCGUCAAUAUGUCUAUUAAAAAUGGAUUAUAUUGUGUGACUUCUGACCAUAAAUUGCUUUCUUUAAAAAACAUCAUUUCGUCACAAUUCUUUUCAAACAAGACAGAGCCACCACUUUUCUUGCAUAAGUUUUUGCAUGCAGUGCUUAUUUCAUCUGUAGCAAGUUGCUUAAUGGCAUCAAUUAAUUUAGGGCAAUUAUUUUUUAUGGUAGUUAUGAUAAUAUCAAUUGUCCUUGUUUGUAAUGCAGUAAUAAUUUUCUUUUCUUGAUCUUCAGUAAUGAAGUCGUUUUGAGGUUGUUUUGUUUUGCCAAGUUCUUUAGGAAGUAUUUUUGUGUUUGACUUUAUGUCUGUUUCAUUUGUUAUGUUUAGUAAAGGCGUAAAUUUUAGAGAUUUUUUUGACUGGAAACAGUUUUUUUGGACAGGAUAAUUUUUAUUUUUAAUGUUGAUUUUUUUUGGUUUUGACUGCUGGUUUGGUGAAAAAGCUGCACAUCUUUUUACUGUUGUUUGCUGUUGUAAAUGGAUUUGUUGUUGUUGUACAUUAUUCUGGAAGUCAAACAUUUUAUUGAUAAACCUGUCACACUUUGAACAAAUUGUUGUAGGCAAUAGUUCAAACUCGGAAACGUUUAAUCCACAUGUUCUGAAUAUUUUGUGAUGUAAGGAUUUUUCCUUUCCACUUUUUGAAAAAAUUCUGGUCAAGUGAUGUGCUGAUGUUUCUUCAGCACAAAUUCGACACACUCCUUUGCCACCUUUAUAAACUUUUUUAGGCGUAGAUGGCAACAUCUUCUGCAACGAGAGAUUAACAAGAAGAGCACCUGCAACACUUCACUUCUCUCUCGAGCCAUAUUUAUGAAUGCAUUACCUAGCUGGCUAGCAACAACACCGACUACUUUUUAACAAAAAAUAUCGUAUAUUUGAAAGAAAUUCUUACUUUAGCUAAGACAUCUUUAAAAAAAGGUGGAGGAAAUGAGAUUAAAAAGGAAAAAUAAUGCUUUUUAAGGAUUUAAAACCAACAACAACAACGACGCCAUAUCUUCCGGUGCCAUAUUUGUUUAUGUAUCACUUUUAGGAUUUUUGCUGACGCCAGCUAAAAGCGUUGCAUAAUUAGGGUAACGCCGUGGGCCAAUCAGAUGCGAUACGGUGACCAGCCUGGUCCAGGGCUAUUUCGCUAGAACUAUCAGAAAGCGCAGCGCCGUUGAGAAGCAAAUAGUCCUGGGGACGAGGUUGAUAUUGGCUAUUACUGGAAACUACCCCUAAAAAUCUCUAUGAAAUCCUUAUAAUGGGAAAAAUUUAAUAACUCCUGUUAGGAUUAUUCUUGGAACUUAUAACUUGCAACACAACUUUUUUAUUAAGAAGAAUCAUUUUGCAUAAUUUGGACACGUGAUUAAUCCGAUUUACCGAUUUUGUCGGAUUUUACCCGAAGAUUGGAAAAAACGGAUUUUCGGGAAAUUUUUGGCAAUUUUUUAUGCAAUUCAUGUAAAAACCGGGAAUUAAGUUAAAUAACUUUUAUUUAGCUUUCAGAAACUUUAAACAAUAUGAUAAAAUUCGCUCUGGAACAAAAGUAAUUAAAUUUUAAGCAGAUAGUGGCAACUUUAACAAAUUUCAAGCUUCUGAUAACGUCACAGUAAUUGUGCUGACGCAAGCAAAGAUUUAUUGCUGCUAUUUUGUUCCUUUUAUGACGUGCUAUAGUGUGGCAAAUUUGAUUCAAUUUAAACAAGCCUAUGUAAAGUUAUUGAGGGUGGGGGGCGGAUUCCGCCCCCCGUCAUAGUGUGUUCGAAAAACCCCGGACCAAACAGGGUUAAAUUGGUUCGCAGUGGUAAAGAGAAAAACGGUAUGAGGAGAAAAGAUGAAAUUUCGUGUAUUAAAGCUAAUGUAACAUGAAAGCAAGUUAAUAAUUUCAAUUUCUCUAACUUUUAUUGCGGAGAUAAAUAAACAUAGCGUCACCGUAACAACUUUUUUUCGUAAAACAAAACUUUAUAACUUGCUUUUCUUUAAGGCUAAAGUUACAAAUAGCCUGGGAAGAGGACAAAUUCAUUUUAAUUUUAUAUUUUACGUUUUUAUUCUUUUUUUAGGCUACUGUCCGCAAUUUCCUUCAAAAAUCCGUUACUAAAUUGAACACAGUUGAAGGGAGUUUGGAGUUCACACCGACAGCAUUGAAAGAAAGCUUGCAAAACGUGUUGCUUUGUUAGAUGUAACCUGUACAACAUCGCAGACAUAACAGGAAGAUGCUGUCCCUUUGGAUACCUCCCAGUUUAAAACAUUUCACAUAUAUUGUAUACUUUUGUAUACUUAAAGGGAAGCAAUCGUGGUUGUACUUUUUGUUUGUAAUGUUCAGAAGACCACUCUCAUUAGUCUGAAUGAGCACAAAAAGCAGUUGAUCUGGCAGCUUACUGUCUUGGGCCUCACUGAAAGCUCAGUUGGUAGAACGUCAAGGUUGUAGGUUUCAUUCCUAACCAGUAAUUUGACCAAGGUACGAAGCUAGAGAUCUUUCUGCUGCCUCAAUGCUCAAAGUGAUGAAUGAAAGUAGUUGUCGAAUGUGUUGUAAACUUUUUGUAUGUCUUGUUUCGUGUCGUACAGCUAUAUUUUUUCCCUUUAAAAUCUUAGUCAUUUGGUAAUAUAUUUUCACACACA
Hydractinia symbiolongicarpus is the source of this 6569-nucleotide messenger RNA. Its product is annotated as ATP-dependent DNA helicase RecQ-like. NCBI's taxonomy places the organism in Eukaryota, Metazoa, Cnidaria, Hydrozoa, Anthoathecata, Hydractiniidae. Gene Ontology annotation, molecular function: nucleic acid binding; 3'-5' DNA helicase activity; four-way junction helicase activity. Bases 17 to 1474 code for a protein of 485 amino acids. Gene Ontology annotation, biological process: telomere maintenance; double-strand break repair via homologous recombination. The record is from RefSeq and is a predicted model, not a curated record. Gene Ontology annotation, cellular component: cytoplasm; chromosome; nucleoplasm. The transcript is spliced from 2 exons.